This is a messenger RNA of Ornithorhynchus anatinus (platypus), 2006 nucleotides long. It is a transcript of the gene P2RX6, whose product is annotated as purinergic receptor P2X 6. Gene Ontology annotation, cellular component: plasma membrane; nuclear inner membrane. Gene Ontology annotation, biological process: monoatomic cation transmembrane transport; response to ATP. Bases 379 to 1596 code for a protein of 405 amino acids. NCBI's taxonomy places the organism in Eukaryota, Metazoa, Chordata, Mammalia, Monotremata, Ornithorhynchidae. The transcript is spliced from 12 exons. Gene Ontology annotation, molecular function: extracellularly ATP-gated monoatomic cation channel activity; purinergic nucleotide receptor activity; ATP binding. The record is from RefSeq and is a predicted model, not a curated record.
CUUACCGCGUGCAGGGCACUCGUCCUCCGCGCGACGCGGCCACCCCCGGCCCCAAAUCCGGCCGGUCCUCGGCCUCUCUGCCCUCAGGACUCCGGGAUGUCUUCCUGAUGACCUCAACCCUGAAGAAGUCCCCUCCGCCCCCCCCCGGGGCGACAGGUGCACCGUCCCCCCGCCCCCGGGCCGGGGCUCCUCCCCCUGGGCCGGACGGGCUCACUGCCUCGGGGGCGUCCUUCGUCUGGCCCCUUCCCUCCCUCUGUCCCUGCCGGGGGCCGGUCCGCAUUCGGUCACCCCGAGCUGACCGCGCAGCGCAGGCCCCUCGGCCCUGCAGAGUGUGGGGAGCGGGGUCCGGUCCGGCCCGGCUGCUGACUCACUUGACCCAUGGGGGCUCCGGGGGUCCCCGCCCCCGGCUGCUGCUGGGACCUGCUGGAUUAUAAAACGGCGAAGUACGUCAUCACCCGGAACCGGCGGGUGGGGGUCCUGCACCGCCUCGCCCAGCUCGCCAUCCUGGGCUACGUGUUGGGCUGGGCCCUCCUAGCCAGGAAGGGCUACCAGGAACGGGACUCGAACCCCCAGGUUUCGGUCAUCACCAAGCUCAAGGGUGUCUCAGUCACGCGGAUCAAGGAGUUUGGGGACAAGCUGUGGGACGUGGCUGACUACGUGAAGCCCCCGCAGGGUGAAAAUACGUUUUUCCUGGUGACCAACUUCCUGGCUGUGCCCAGGCAAGUCCACGGCCUGUGCCCCGAGCACCCUUCUAUCCCCCAGGGGUAUUGCGUAGGAGACCUGGACUGUCCUGCCGGAGAGGGAGUGACCCAUGGACAUGGUAAAGGGAUAAAGACGGGGAGAUGUGUGGCAUUUAACUCAACCCACUCCACCUGUGAGAUAGUGGGCUGGUGCCCCGUGGAGAGCGGUGCCGUGUCCAGGAGCCCCCUUCUAGCUGAAGCAGAAAACUUCACUCUGUUCAUUAAAAAUACCGUCACCUUCACUAAGUUCAACUUCUCCAAGUCAAACAUGCUGGAAACCAAGGAGAGCACCUACUUAAAAGGCUGCCACUACGACCCCCAGUCCAGCCCGUUCUGCCCCAUCUUCCGGGUGCAGCACAUGGUGGAGGAGGCUGGGGAGACCUUUGGAUCCCUGGCCCCGCUGGGUGGAGCCAUCGGGGUUCAGAUCGACUGGGACUGCGACCUCGACCUCGCCUCCGAUGAGUGUCGGCCUCGAUACUCCUUCCGGCUGCAGGAGAGGAAGUACAACUUCAGGAAGGGGGGAAGGAGGGAAGCAACAAAGCCUUGCAGUAGGACCAUCUCACACAGGACUGCAUCUUACUGGUGGGAGCCCGAGGGGCGAGAGGCCCGCAGCCUCCUCAAGGUCUAUGGGAUCCACUUUGACAUCCUGGCCCGCGGACAGGCUGGGCGAUUUGGGGUCAUCCCGCUGGCCGUCACUCUGGGCACGGGGCUCGCCCUGCUGGGAGCCGCCACAGUCCUCUGUGACAUCCUCCUGCUCUAUCUGGACGGGGAAGCUGCCUUCUACUGGGGGGUGAAGUACGAAGAGGCUAAGGCUCCCAAGAACCCCAAAGACUCGCUAGAGGAUGCUCCCUGCUGAACCCAGUUUCACCUGGUUCCAUCCUGUCCGGGUUUGUCCACCCCGCCCCCGGACAGCACGGGGAAGGAAGAGGAGGCCCAGUCCAACCCUGUUCAACCCAGUUCAGCCCGGCCCUUGGACAGCUUCUCCCAACCUUCCGCUCACUGCCGACAACACCGCCAUUCUAAAAUCACAUCUUCUACAAAUGGCCUUCCUUGGCCCCACUCAGCCCCUCUGGGGAGCGUGUGGAUUCCCUCUGCCAAGUGGGCUGGCAGGAGUGACCCAUGCCCUGGUGUUCAGGCCGGCCUCUACCUCCCCCGCUCUGGGCCCCUGGCCCACCCUGCUCCAAACCCCCAAGGCCCUGGGCCAAGGACGAGAGUAGCCUAAGGACAACUGGGGGAUUUGUUUAGAAUAAAUCUUCCGGGAAGAAA